AGAACACGUGGACCUCGCUGUCUAGCUGGAGGAUGGGAGCCUGGAACCCAUAAAUAGCAGAAGCCAGCGUAUUGAAACAAAAGAGACACAGAGAGAGAGGGGCAGAGCGGAGCGGGAGGUUGGAGGAGAGCUGAAGACGUGCGCAUGGCAGGAGGAGAGCAUGGAGCUGGAGCUAAUGGCCUGCAAGACCAGGACCUCACCGGAGCUUUGGAGGAAGGAAGAGGAGGAGUGAAUCAACCAGCAGGGUGCGAGAAUUCAGGGGAGCAAGCUCUGAGCAGCACCAGCAAUCAGCCCAUGCUCUCCGUCCAGUUCGUGCAGAAGAUCCUGGCCGAGAUCUUCGGCACCUACUUCCUCAUCUUCGCCGGCUGCGCGGCGGUGGCCGUGAACAAGAGGACGGCCGGCACGGUGACGUUCCCGGGCAUCUGCAUCACCUGGGGCCUGGCCGUCAUGGUCAUGGUCUACUCGGUCGGCCACAUAUCCGGGGCCCACUUCAACCCCGCCGUCACGUUCGCCUUCGCCACCUGCGGCCGGUUCCCGUGGAGGCAGGUUCCGGCCUACGCGGCGGCCCAGGUGCUUGGGUCGACGGCGGCGAGCAUCACGCUGCGGCUGCUGUUCGGGGGCGAGCCGGAGCACUUCUUCGGGACGGUGCCGUCCGGGUCGGACGUCCAGUCGCUGGUGCUCGAGUUCAUCAUCACCUUCUACCUCAUGUUCGUCGUCUCCGGAGUCGCCACCGACAACAGAGCCAUUGGUGAGCUUGCCGGUCUGGCCGUUGGAGCUACCGUGCUACUAAACGUGCUCUUUGCCGGGCCUAUAUCAGGAGCAUCCAUGAACCCUGCUAGAACCAUCGGUCCAGCGAUGGUCCUCGGCCGCUACACCGGCAUUUGGGUCUACAUCAUCGGGCCUGUUAGCGGCGCCGUUUCAGGCGCGUGGGCUUACAACCUCAUACGGUUUACCAAUAAGCCACUGCGAGAGAUCACCAGGACUGGGUCCUUCUUGCGAAGUGCAAGGAUGAGCUAGUUGUUUUCACAUUGUUAUUGCUUGUAGGUAGUGAGUGUUGAUGCUUUCACAGUGUUGUUGCUUGUUGGUAGUGAGUGUUGAUGAAAUGUUCUUGUAAUUCUCCGACCGCACUGUAAAUUGAUGAAACGUUGAUGCUUACACUGUGACGAUUUUCUCUCUAAGAAAGAAAUGGGCACGCCAUGUUGACUGUAA
Triticum urartu is the source of this 1209-nucleotide messenger RNA. Its product is annotated as aquaporin NIP1-3. Gene Ontology annotation, molecular function: channel activity. Gene Ontology annotation, biological process: transmembrane transport. The record is from RefSeq and is a predicted model, not a curated record. Gene Ontology annotation, cellular component: membrane. Lineage: Eukaryota; Viridiplantae; Streptophyta; Magnoliopsida; Poales; Poaceae.